CAAAUCAAUGUUAUGCUAGCGAGUUGUCAGCACAUCUGAACAGCAAAUAUCGAGUGAUGAGACUCGUAUUAGUGUUCGUUUGAUAUUAAUUUAUAACACUGAAAACAAUAAACUGGUAUUUUAGCCUUUCUGUCGUAAGGUUAGCGAACAGCAGGCGAAAGCAACUCAAACUGUAAGUCUACGCUGGUCUUCCAACGGUGGACUGUUAGCAGGUGGUGAGCUAACUGGAUAAGUAGUUCGGGUCCUGUCAGGACGAGAACGACAUGUCCUGUGGCUUGCUGGAGUUUUGUCGUCUCCAAGAGAUCAAGACGGUCAGAGACUACUUGUUACGUGAUCAAACCAAGCCAGUGCAGGAGAAGAAUCAAACAGAAAAUGAGCUGUCAUGGGACACUUCUGACUGGGAGUCAGCGUGGGAAAGUGACAACAACAGCAAAGAGCAAGAAGCCACAUUGGUGGAGGAGGCCACAGAGUUGAGUGCACCCUGGCUGCAAGAAUGCAUCGUAUCUCUGUCACCUUGCUCAGACCUGCUUGUGGUGGCCCACGAACAGAAGGCCGUAUUUCUCUCAGCCAAGUGGAGAACGGAUAGUGGUGGCAAAGAUGAGAUGACUUUGGAUGUGUCUUGGAGUGGAACGCUCAGCACCGAUGAAGGAGAGUGUGUGAGCAGUGCCAUAUGUAUACCACUGGCAAGUCAGAAAAGAAGCUCCACUGGACGGCCUGACUGGACAUGUGUUGUCGUGGGUUUCACUUCUGGCUACGUCCGCUUUUAUACAGAGAAUGGGGUUCUUCUUCUGGCCCAGCUGCUUCACGAGGACCCAGUUUUACGGCUGAAGUGUCGAACGUAUGAGAUCCCUCGCCAUUCUGGUGUAACUGAGCAGCACGAAGAGUUGAGCAUCCUGUACCCUGCUGCUCUGGUUACUAUAGAUGGGUUCAGCCUCUUCCAGUCUCUGCGUGCUUGUCGUAACCAGGUGGCAAGAGCUGCAGCUGCAGGUAGUGAUGUGGUUCAGCCUCCUCCUUUGGCCUAUAAGAAGUGGGGUCUGCAGGACAUGGACACUAUUAUAGACUACUGUAGUGUGGGUGUCAUGACACUCAACGUGUUUGAUCAGAUGAAGAAUGCUUCUAUUUUAGGGGGCUUCAAAGCUUCAGUAAAAGGUAGCCCCCCUGCCAUGAGCCAGUGCGUCACUGUAGGAGGUGGCCCCUACACUGGGUUUUACUACGCAGUAGAGGGAAGCUCCCAGCCUCUUCUCUCUCAUGUGGCGCUUGCCGUGGCCAGUAAACUUACAUCAGCACUCUUUAGUGCAGCCAGUGGGUGGCUGGGAUGGAACAGGAAUAAGAAUGAAGAUGAAGCAGUCCAGAAAAACAGGCCCAAGGUGGAACCUGCAACACCCUUGGGAAUCAGGUUUGGUCUACCAGACUCUCGUCGUCAUGGUGAAUCAAUUUGCCUGUCCCCCUGCAACACGCUGGCCGGAGUGACUGAUGACUUUGGUCGAGUUACACUGCUGGACCUGACCAGAGGGAUUGCUAUCCGCAUGUGGAAAGGUUACAGAGAUGCCCAGCUGGGUUGGUUGCAUGUUCCAGAGGAGCGAAUCAGUCGCGAAAACUCAGCCUCAGCUUCCCUGCCCAGACGCCACGCGCUGUUCUUGGUGAUCUACGCUCCCCGCAGGGGGAUCCUGGAAAUAUGGGCGAUGCAGCACGGGCCUCGAGUUGGUGCCUUCACUGUGGGAAAACACUGCAGGUUGCUGUAUGCUGGUUACCGUCUGCUAGGGGUGAACAGUGUGACCAGUCAGGGCUGGCAGCUCCACACCCAACAAGUAUGUCUGCUUGAUCCCAUCACAGGAGCACUGAGGACUGUCACUGUUCCCUUCCAUCUGGCCCUCAGUGACAAGAAAAGUGAAGGAGCUAAAGAUAUGCAUUUAUUGAAGAGACUAACAACAAUACUUAGGAGCAGUGAUUUGGAAACUGAUAUUUUGGAAAAUGAAGCCAAAAACGUGCUGCUAGAUAUUAAGCACUCCUCCAUGAAAAAAGAGGCUUUGGAGUCUCUGCUGUCUAGUAAGAACAUCCCAGUCUUGUGUCUCACAAACAUCAUGCGCUCCUUGCUCAGCGCUCUGCAACAGGAAGACCCUGAACAAGUGGAUCCAUUGUUACAACAGCUAUGCUCCUCCCAGCUGAAACUGCUUCAGCUCUACACCGAUAUCCAGCAUGCUCACAUUGCUGCAGUUGCUGAGUGCUGCCAACCUGUGGGCUCCCUUGACGGCAUAGAGGGGGAAUUGACCCGCGUGGGUCCUGUCUUACAACGCUACGCCAAGCUCACUUCGAGACCCAGCGUGUCCUUUGUCCAAGACGCACCAGACACACCCUUGUCUGCCCAGGCCUUCCUCUCCCAGAUUGAAUGCACAGAGGAUGGACAGUUGAGGCUCAUCCGCCGAUCUGAAACCGAAUGGAUUCAGUUAGGGAGCUUUGUUUUCUGGGCUUGCCUGUGUGGUAAAAGCCUACCGCAAAACAUUUGUGACAAACUGCAGCAGGCUAGCAUCAGUCCGCAGCAGCUACUGGGUUUGUUGCUGAGCGUGUGGCUGCAAAGAGAGAAGGAGGUUCUUCAGAACACAGAAGAGUGUGUUAAAAACCUUCACACACUACUAAUCCUCAUCAGCAACAUGGGAGGUGCUAUAGAGGGGUCAUGGGACCCCCAGUCUGUCUCCCCCUGGUGGCAGCAGGCCCGCAAUACAUUGGUGCAGUCACACAACUCUGCAGCUGCUCUACUGGCUGCCUUCGUCGCUCAUCGUGCUGCCAAAGCCAACAUCACCAGCAGAGCAGACAGCAAGUUACAGUCCGACUGGGAAGCGGUGUCACUGGAGCUGGAGCACUGGUUGGUGUGUGUUCGUCAGUUGGAAGACGUUGUGGUGCUGCAGACGCUCCUCCUGCUGCCGACGGUUGGAUCAGCAGGGGCCGCUGCAGCGCAGUGUUCAGUAAAAAUGCUGAUGGAGGGAGGCACAGGAGGCGUUACCGACAACGUCUCCAAGUGGGUGUUCAGGCACAACCUGGCCCCCAAACAGCUGAAGGCGAUUCUUCACAAGGGAGAAGAUAACAAUGACAAAACAGAAGAGGGUGCAGGAGAAAGCGUAAAAGAGGUAGAGACAAGUCAAAAGGAUGCCGACAGAACAUCAGAGCUGUUGUUGGCAGUGUGCAAGCGCUUCCCACACUCCCUUUCCGCCAACCUGCUCUUCGCUCAUUGCUGCUGGGAGUAUGUGGUGCAGUGGAACAAAGAUCCCGAGGAAGGUGAACACUUGUGUCAGGCUGUGGAACAUCUGAAGCUUGUCUCCAGUCCACAUAUCCAACUAGGUAUUUGCACAAUGAUGUGGAGUACAUUUAUUGUCAAACGUUUCUCCGCAGCAGCCUUCCUGGUUGAAAAGGUGGGCAAAGCACCAAAGGAUCGCUGUGCCGACGGCUUUGUUGAAAUGUUUUUGUGUGUGCAGGAUGUAGGAAUGGGAGACAAGGCGUUGACCUCCUUCCUGGGCUGCUGUGUCCAGCUGCUGCAGAUCCUAAUGGAGGUGGACUCCGCCGUGGCAGAGGUUCCUGCUCCCGAGCUGUCCGUAGAGGAGAUGUGGUGUGGAGCCGAGGGCCCUGUCUCUAUAGCUGACCUGGCCCUGGAGCAGAAAGGUGUCCACUAUCCUCUGGUGCAGCACCACUGUUUGUUAGCAUCGCUGCUACAUGCCGCCAUGACGUUCAGCCUAAAAGUGAAACCUCUCAGCCUCUUUGACAGCAAGGGUAAGAACGCUUUCUUCCGAGAUCUGACCACCAUUCAGCUGAUGCCGAGUGGAGUCAUGGACCCAAGUUUGGUAUUGUUGCGACAAGAGUUCCUCCUGCGAGUGCUGACCUCCUGGGUGCAAAGUAUAGACGACGCGCCAAACUCCGCCACUGGCAGCAGGCCGCCCCCGCUGCCCGUUAGUGGCCCCAAAGCUGCCUGGUGGCCCUCGCUGUGCUUGGAGUUAGGCAACCUGCUGCAGGUCAACCCUGACGUCCUGAGACGACACCUGGUGUGCCAGCUGUACAAUCAGGGCCUGGACCUGCAGGCCGAGGAGGUGAUGUUAGAAGUGGAGGACAAGGACGUGCUAGGCUCGCAGCUGCUGGUGAUUACAGGACAGAGGCUGAGCUACUCACUGCUGCACAGUCAGAACCAGACGCAGCCCGCUAUGGAGCUGCUGGCCCGAUUGCCUCCCACACUCUGUACGUGGCUCAAGGCUAUGGACCCCAGUGAGCUGCGGUGCCCCCUGCUGCCUCUGCCCCAGACCAGCAGACUGGUGGGCCGCCUGAUUGAGAUGCUACCUGAGAACCACGCCCAGUACUCCCUGGCCCUGCACCUCUUGGAGGCAGUGGACGCCCUCACCACGGAGGACUGACUAAUAACUCUUAUCUAAUCAAGUCAGAUGUAAAUGUCAGAAAGUUUAUGAUUUGUCAUGAGACUUAUGUUCAUUAUUCCAGUCAUGCUAAUUGAAGCUUAAUUAUUUCAGUCGAUUUUUAACCCCAUAUUUUUUGUAUGUUGCAUGACUUAUAAUGCAUUAUUAUGCACAUGUAACUCCUCACUUAUUUGGUCAUUUGUUUCACUCAAAGGUGCAUGACUCAGUCAGGUCUAGUGAAGAAUAAUGAGCUUAUUUUUCUAUGUAGAUAUUAUGCAAGCAGUUGUGCCCGUAGGCCUUUUAUUCUGAAAAUCAAACAUCCACUUCCUCUCACUGGGUCAACCAGAAUAAACACGUUUUCCUGUAGCGCCUAAACUUUGGUUUUAUUGUUGUUUUUUUUUUUUACAUAAGUACAAUUUAUAAACAUGAUUUAUGAUACAAAUGCACUUAUAUGUUCUGUUAUCACAUAGUGACUUCUUGUAGCGAACUCUUCCUCCAUACUUUUAUACACUCAAUAUAAAAACUGCCCUUACAGCAUUCCAACAUAAAUACAUUAAACCGCCUGACAGCAU
Molecule: messenger RNA, 4960 nt
Organism: Entelurus aequoreus (snake pipefish)
Lineage: Eukaryota; Metazoa; Chordata; Actinopteri; Syngnathiformes; Syngnathidae
Gene: rab3gap2
Product: RAB3 GTPase activating protein subunit 2 (non-catalytic)
Exons: 35
Coding region: 264-4391 (1375 amino acids)
Biological process (GO): regulation of GTPase activity
Source: RefSeq, a predicted model, not a curated record